AUGACGACCCAAUCAGGCAAGGUGUCGACACCUUCGUCGACGGAGGAGCGGAUCGACUACGAUGCACACCUCGGCGCCGGCGAUCAAAAGGCCAGCAAGCGCCUCGGGUUCGCCGCCAUCAAGGAGGAGCUCGCCAUCCACUACCGAGUCUACCUCCUCGCCCUCUCGACAUGCAUGGCUGGCAUGCUUUUUGGGUGGGACACUGGCCUAAUUGGCGGCAUAUUGGACUUCCCAGCGUUCCAAAGCGACUUCGGCCUUCGUGGAAAGGACAAGGAGCUCGCCAAUCUCAAGGGCAACAUCGUCUCGGUCCUCCAGGCAGGCUGCUUUAUCGGCGCGGCCACCGGCCUCUACCUGCCGUCCAAGUACGGCCGGAAGCCGACCAUGAUCUUCGCCUCGAUCAUCUUCCUCAUCGGCUCCAUCAUCCAGACCACCUGUCGCCUCAACGGCCAGUCGCACUCGUCCGCCCUCGUCCAGCUCUACAUCGGUCGCGCCAUCGGAGGCUUCGGCGUCGGUCUCUCGAGCGCCGUCGUCCCAACCUACCUCUCCGAGUGCGCACCCCGGAGCAUCCGGGGGAGAUGCGGCGGUCUAUACCAGUUGCUCAACGUUACCGGCAUCGCACUCGCAUUCUUUUGCAACUAUGGCAUGGCUCAGAACUAUCCCGACCAGAGCUCGUCCAACAUGUGGCGGAUCCCGUUUGCGCUGCAGAUGCUGCCCGGCGCGCUUUUUACCGCAACAAUCGUUUUCCAGCCCGAGUCGCCUCGGUGGCUCAUUGAGCAGGAUCGCGCCGCCGAGGGCGCUCAGGCCCUGUCUAUUAUCAAUGCGCUGCCUGCCGAGCACCCCAACAUCACCUCGAUGGUCUCCGAGAUCGAGGCCGACCUCGAGGGCAAGUCGAAGCUGUCUUUUGCCAAGCAGCUGCGCCUCUCCGUCGCCGACGGCGUCACCUUCUACCGUGUCAUGACCGGCGCCAUUCUCAUGUUCUUUCAGCAGUGGACCGGUACCAAUGCGAUCAACGUGUUUGCCCCUCAGAUCUUCAAGACGCUCGGCGUCAGCGGCCCUUCGGCUUCGCUGCUUGCGACGGGCGUCUACGGCAUUGUCAAGAUCGUCACUACCGCCCUGUUCCUGGUCGUUGCCAUCGAGCAGCUCGGCAGGAAAUGGUGCCUGAUCCUCGGCGGCAUCAUCCAAAUCUUCACCCUCUUCUGGAUCGCAAUCUACCAGGCCGUUCGCCCCGCGAGCGGGUCCGUGCCGGUCGACGGCGUCGGAUACGUGACCCUCGCGAUGAUCUACAUCUUUGUCGUCGGCUACGGACUUGGCUGGAGCUCCGUCACCUGGUCGGUCUCGGCCGAGGUCGCUCCCAACCACCUGCGCUCGCUUGCCAUGUCCUACGCAACCAUGUCGCAGUGGGGCUUCAACUUGGCCGUCGUUCGCAUGACGCCGGUGGCGCUUGUCACCAUCAAGUUCGGCACCUUCCUCAUCUUUGCGUGCAUCACGACGUGUGCCGUCAUCUGGGCGGCAGUCUUCCUGCCCGAGACCGGGGGCGUGACGCUCGAGAUGAUGAGCAAGCUGUACGAGGGCAACAUUGUCGCGCGGUCGCUCCAGGAUCUUUUCCCCUCGAAGCGCCGCGUCUUCCGCGCCCGCCUCCUCGCCGAGAACGGCGGGACCGGCGACGACGGCGGCGUCAUCCGCGAGGCUGGCCACAACGACGACUUCCCGCGCCUCGACAAGAGCGACUCUGCCACCACCGAGGUCUUUGAUGCCGCCAAGUCCAAGAGCCAGGACAAUGUCGUUCUCGGCAGCCGCGAUGCUACAACCAACGACAAGAAGUAG
Messenger RNA from Pseudozyma flocculosa PF-1, 1824 nucleotides. RefSeq lists its product as uncharacterized. NCBI's taxonomy places the organism in Eukaryota, Fungi, Basidiomycota, Ustilaginomycetes, Ustilaginales, Ustilaginaceae. Gene Ontology annotation, biological process: carbohydrate transport; transmembrane transport. Gene Ontology annotation, cellular component: membrane. The transcript is spliced from 3 exons. The coding region runs from base 1 to 1824 and encodes 607 amino acids. The record is from RefSeq and is a predicted model, not a curated record. Gene Ontology annotation, molecular function: carbohydrate:proton symporter activity.